Messenger RNA from Fusarium graminearum PH-1, 876 nucleotides. RefSeq lists its product as uncharacterized. Gene Ontology annotation, molecular function: oxidoreductase activity. NCBI's taxonomy places the organism in Eukaryota, Fungi, Ascomycota, Sordariomycetes, Hypocreales, Nectriaceae. The transcript has 3 exons. The coding region runs from base 1 to 876 and encodes 291 amino acids. The record is from RefSeq and is a predicted model, not a curated record.
AUGUAUCGCUUCUCAAGUACUCCCCGUCUACUACGAUCCUUUACAUCAAAUCCCUGCUCCCAACUAUCCCGUGGCCUUGCUACUCUGGCUUCAGAAUACACACUUUCAGUCUUGGAAGCUCCUUCUCUUUCUUAUGCCCAACAUCACGAUCAUGUCGAUCGUGUAUCUUCUCAACUUGAGCGUACAGGAAUGCUCAAAAUCAGUCUCGGCUUCCGUGACGACUCAAGUUCAUAUCUGAAGCAGCUCCUCAUAAGUCUUCAUGAGAAUCACAAUCACAAUCUCCCUAUAUCUCAUAGUUCGAGGCAGGGUUGGUUUUGGGAUGUCCGUCCCAGCAAAACCAUGUUUCAAGCUGGUGAUCAUCAGGCACGAUCAGAAACAAUGUCCGAAUUUCCGUGGCACACCGAUUGCUCGUAUGAAGAUCCCCUACCACGGUACUUUGCCCUCCAAGUCCUUCAGCAUGAUCGUUACGGAGGAGGCACUCUAUCCGUCAUGAACGUUGAGAAACUCAACGAACUACUCUCACCAGAAAGCAAGGCGGCACUCAUGUCCUCUGAAUUCCGCAUUGAGAUCCCGCCAGAGUUCAUUAAGAAUGCCGACAAAAAACACAUCACCGGAAGUAUCCUCAAGUCUAACGGCGAGUCCACCAUGAUUCGUUUCAGAGAGGACAUCGUCACACCAUUAACGGACCGAGCGAGACUCGCACUACAAGAACUCAGAGACGCCCUCGUGCAGCACGAGGUUCAGGCACACACAACCGUGCAUCUCAAAUCGUCGGAUCUACCGAAAGGGUCUAUCAUUCUCAUGGACAACCGUCGUUGGCUACACGCUCGAAAUGACAUCAAGGACCCAGAGCGCCAUCUCCGGAGGAUAGCUUAG